Linnemannia hyalina is the source of this 3033-nucleotide messenger RNA. The record is from the annotation of a GenBank genome assembly. Lineage: Eukaryota; Fungi; Mortierellomycota; Mortierellomycetes; Mortierellales; Mortierellaceae.
AUGGCUGCCUUGGCCUCAAGGGCCCUCCCCCGCCUGAGCGCAUGUGCAAGACGCCAGCUCUCCGCAUCUGUCAAACGAUCCACCAUCGCCGCCAAACGAUCGCUGUCCUCAUCCUCCGCCGUCUCUGGCCAGACAUACUUCCCGCAGUCGAUCCCCAAGAUCCAACAACACCCUCAAUCAGCCAGCUUGCACCAACAGCAGCAAUUCCAGAAACAUACCCAUGCCUCGCUCAACCCCUUCAAGUCUGUCGCCAUCCGUCGCGAGGGCAAGAACCGCUGGGAGAGACGUGCGGCCUUGACACCCGAGGCGGUCGAAAAUCUGAUCAAGGAGACUGGUAUUAAGGUCUAUGUCCAGCCCAGCACAAAGCGCAUCUUUUCCGACGACAAGUACCGUGCUGCUGGCGCCAUUAUCCAAGAGGACCUCUCUGUAGCAGAUAUCAUCUUGGGUAUCAAGGAGGUUCCCGUCAAGGAUCUGAUCCCUGGAAAGACAUAUGUCUACUUUUCGCACACCCAUAAGGGUCAGAAGUAUAACAUGCCCAUGUUGCAGGAUGUUCUUGACAAGAAAAUCCGCUUGAUUGACUACGAGUUGAUGGCAAACGAACAGAAGCAGCGUCUGGUUCUCUUUGGCAAGCAUGCUGGAUAUGCCGGCAUGAUUGAUGGAGUCCAUGGUCUGGGUCAGAGGUUGCUCGGUCUCGGCUUUAGCAGCCCUUUCUUGCAUGUGGGCAUGGCACACAACUACAAGACCUUGGCCUCUGCCAAGAUCGCCUUGCAGUCAUUGGGAAACACCAUCCAGGACGAGGGCACCCCCAAAGAGUUCGGACCCAUGACUUUCACGUUCACAGGAAGCGGUAACGUCUCCAAGGGUGCCCAAUCCGUCUUCAAAUCCCUGCCCCAUGAGUUUGUCGACCCUAAGGAUCUCCCCAAGAUCGCUAAGAGCAAGAAUGCUCGCUUGGAUCGCAUCUACGCUGCAGAGGUCAAUGUCGAGGACCAUAUUCGCCACAAGACUCAGGGUGUGUUCACUUCGAUGGACGAAUACUUUGCUCACCCCGAGUUGUUCACUUCGACCUUCCACAAGGACAUUGCCCCUUACUCGUCCAUGGUCAUUAACGGAGCCUACUGGGAUAAGCGCUACCCUCGCUUGAUGACCACCGACCAGCUGAAGACCAUCCAGAGCGACCCCUCCAACCAGUUCAGAAUGCUCAGCAUUGCCGACAUCUCCUGUGACAUUGGCGGCUCUUUCGAAUUCAUGUCCCACGCUACCUCCAUUGAGGAUCCCUUCUUCUAUGUCGAUGCCGUCGGCGGAAAGGAGCACAAGCACGCGGAGGAGCCUGGUGUCCAGAUCAUGUCGGUCGAUAUCCUUCCCUCCGAACUCCCCAUGGAGAGCAGUCAGCACUUUAGCGACUCGCUUUACCCAUUCAUCAAGGAGUUGAUCCGUGAUAACCACGGCCACCCUGUCCUUGCUGGAGCCACCAUUGCUGAGAACGGAUCUCUCAAGCCCUCUCACGAGAACUUGACCAAGGUCUUGCAGGAGACUCACGCCAAGGAGAAUCUGGCCAAGCUCAAGUCCGCCCUUGGCGCCAAGGGUGACAGCACUACUUUUGGCACAAAGCGCAAGAACGUUCUCUUGUGUGGAUCUGGAUUUGUCGCAGGACCCUUGGUCGACUACCUCCUCAGAGACCCCAACGUCAACAUCACGAUUGCCAGUAACUCUCAGGCUGAGGCGACUUCGCUUGCUUUAGGCAAGGCCAACACCAAGGUCGUGCCCUUGGAUGUUAAGGACAAUGCCAAGAUGGCGUCUUUGGUCAAGGAUUCGGACAUUGUUGUCAGCUUUGUCCCCGCACCCUUCCACCCCAUCAUUGCUGAGCACUGCAUCCAGGAGAAGAAGAACAUGGUCACCGCUAGUUACAUCAGCCCAGCAAUGAAGGCCCUUGACGAGCGGGCACAACGCGCCGGUAUUACCAUCAUGAACGAGAUUGGAUUGGACCCUGGUAUCGACCACUUGUCUGCCAUGAAGAUGAUUGACGAGGUCAAGGCCGAGGGCGGCAAGGUCACGUCCUUUGUCUCUUGGUGCGGAGGUCUCCCUGCUCCCGAGGCGUCGAAUGUUCCUCUGAGCUACAAAUUCAGCUGGUCCCCUCGCGGUGUUCUGACUGCUGGCUUGAACGAUGCCAAGUUCAGGAUGCACAAUGGCUUCCAUGACAUUCAGGGCAAAGAUCUGAUGAAGAAGCACUUCCCCGAUGUCCCCAUCUACCCCGGCUUUGCUCUUGAGGGUGUUGCCAACCGUGAUUCUCUCAGUUAUGCUGACACCUAUGGCUUGGGCCCCGUCGAGAAGCUCGAUACCAUGUUCCGUGGAACCCUUCGUUACAAGGGAUAUGCCGAUCUCAUGUACUCGUUCAACAAGCUGGGACUCUUGAACGCCGAGAACAGCCAGCAGAACUUUAGCAGCUGGCCCGAGUUUAUGGAUAGCCUGUUGUUUGGCAACAACUCGAAGCAUGACAAUCAGUCGCGCACAGCUGCUAUUGCUGAUCGUUUGGAUCUCCCCAAGAACCACCCCAGCGUCGGCAAGGUCGUCGAUGCCCUCCAGUGGCUCACUUUAAUGCCCUCUGCCAAUGCCCACAACGGAGCACCUUUCACUGCCCAAAACUCGACUACGAGCCUCGACAGCUUCUGCAACUUGUUGAUGAACAAGCUCAAGUACAACCCCCACGAGCGCGAUAUGGUCAUUUUGCACCACGAGUUUGGCGUGCAGCUCAAGGACGGUACGGAUCAGACGAGGACAUCUACCUUGGUCUCGUACGGUACCUUUGAGACCUACACGGCGAUGGCCAAGACCGUCGGUUUGCCUGCGGCCAUGGCGGCGGAGAUGCUGUUGAAGGGUGAGAUCCCUGAGAAGGGAGUCUUGGCGCCUACGAUGCCCCAUGUCUACAACACUAUCCUUGAGAAGCUCGACCGUGAGGGUGUCUCUGUGUUGGAGCAGAUUGUUCAGAAGGGCAUGCGUCCCAUGUUGAAGUGGGGCGGCAGUGGUGUCUUCAAGUAG